CUUGGAUCGAAAAAUGAAAAUGGACGUUUCUCAAUGAAGUGUAAACUUCGUAUCACAUUUCCAAAGGAAUUAAUCUUCAAUUUUACACGGAUCAUCUCACAGAAUAAAGAAACAGAAAAUGGCGACUCUCAAACCCAAGGCCAAAAGUAAGAAACCAGGGCGACCUAGUAAGACGGAAGCUAGGAAUUACGACUUGUCAAAUUUACGACCGCCUUUCAAAACUAGUAUUUCCAAUUUGAAAGAAGUAGUGAAGCUUUUCGAAGAUUCAACCCCGGAAAUAAAAGAUUUGCUUACUCACGAAGUUAACAUCCUCUACGAAUGUCGAAUUUGUGGGAGCAUUUACAGAAGCCUUUUGAACAUCGUGUCGCACAAAAGAGUCUUUUGCAAAGAAAAGGUCAACAUAACGACAGAGAAAAAGUCGCGAGAUGAUCAAUCUUCAAACGUCACAUGUGAAGAAAUGCAAACUCUAGAUCUGGACGAGUCUACUUUCGAUAUGCUGGACAAACCAACAAAAAAUGCGAGGAUUCUUAGAAGUCAAGCCCCUCGCAAGCCUCAGAAAAAAGAUUUGACAAGUGUCGUUCAUAUGCUACAAAGGAAACAAGAAGAAAAUUUAGACGAUGAAGUGAAACAAAAGCAUACAGCUGUUCAAAGAAAGAAAGAUGGUUGUGAUCAAGUUGUUCUGCAAGUUAUGGAAUCGAAACUUGCAGCAUUCCAGACUUUAGUUGAACCAAAUUUAUCUCCGGUUGAUCUAAUGGAAAAUCAGGUCAUGGAGCUUAACAAUAUAAGCAAUCAAGACACAGUCACUUUGGGAACUGACGGUCUAAUCGAGAAAAGUGAUAGUCCCGUACAUUUUUAUAAUAAUGAUCAAGAUAUUGAUAAACUUAUUUGUGAAACGUGUCACCGCACAUUUUCCACGAGAAAAAUGCUAAACUCACACAUGAAAACACUACAUGCGCCUGUUCGUGUUACCUUCUUGUGUCCUCUCUGCCCGCAAGACAACCUUGGCACUCCAGCCAGUGUUAUACGCCAUUUAACGAAUGCACACAAGAAAAUUGGCAAGGAGCUGAAAGAGUUGAGUGAACGGAUAGAAGAAAGAAUCGUGAAAACGAAACUGACUCCAACUGUUCCACAUAAAAAAACGAAGAAGCCCGGAAAUUCUUGUAAAAAUACAGGCGGGGAAUCACAGGAAUGGAUUGAUCGAUUAGAGCCGCAGGAAUUUCAAGAUUGUAGUUUGUGCGGAGAAAGAUUUGGUUGUAAGGAGGAGUUUAUGACCCAUUCGGAAAAUUGCAUUGGUCAGAGUGAUGUGAGAUCUCCUGAGGAAAUUGAAGCAAUUAAUCAAGAUUUACUGGAUAAUGAUGAUUGCGAAGUUGUUUCAAGCGUAGAGGGGAAUUUUGUCGCGCUAACUUCACCCGAGGAACAGAAAACAGAUUCUAGUACUACAUCUGAAAUUAUAGUUCAACCACGAAUUCAACACAUUUCUAGUCUCAACCUAGAGGAUUGGAAUAAUUUACCUCAGUCCUUUUCUCAGAAUGAAGAAUGUUCAAAUAGAGUUAAUCCGACUGUAAUAUCCCUUUCUCCAGAAAUUACUCUUUUGGAGAAACCGAACAGACCAGUGAUCACUGAUUCGAGAAUCCUCGAUGAUCCAGAAAUUCUUUUUCCACUGGAUAACACAAAGAAACGAAAAGCGUCUUCUUUGCUCGAAAUCAAUGGUCAAAGCUCUCAAGGAGAAAGAUGGAAAAAACCCAACCGAGAACAAGAAAUUGCACACGCUGAAUCAGGCCGGAAAAGUGUCCAAAAUUUGGAGAAGAAGAUAUGCCAGGCAAAGUUGGAAUGCUUUCCUUGCAAGCGAAGUUUCACUUCUCUUUCGAGUUUUAAGAGACAUGUAGAUUCUCAUAUAAAAUUGAAUCGAUAUCAAUGUAACAAAUGCGAUUACAAGUCCGUAACUAGAAACGACUGUAUUGGGCACUGCAAUCGAAUGCACAACGGUAUGAAUAAUCGACAGGUGCUAAAUGAAAUGAUUUCUACUAUUCCCCAGAAUCAGUUGGCUAUAUCUCAGGAAAUAGAUCUGUCAAAUUUGAGCUCGAACAAUGUGUCGCGAUCUUUUUCUGACGUUGAAUCUCGGAUUCGAAGCAUGACACCUGUUGCAAAUCUGCGUCAAAAGCAGCACAACAGAGCGAUCAAUCUAUCCGACACAGAAACCGAAACCGAGGAUGGAGAUUCCGCACGAAAAAUUGACUUGAGGCCGCUGAAAUCCGCUGAAAUCCUGGAAAUAAUCGGAGGCUCGAACUCUGAUCCAUUGUCUCCAAAGUCCAAUAUCAACAUACUAAAUCUCUCUCACAUUCAAAACAACAACUUAAAAAUGUCUGGCCAAGUUUUUGAAAACAGUCCUGAACUUGAAGAAAUCAAUUACAACGCCAGUUACCCAGCCGAAGAAGAUGAAAUCACUGGUGAAUUGUGUCCGAGAAGCAGGUCACGAAUGGAAACGAGGAGCUCGUCUCGUUUAGGGAAAAAAUUAGAUUCCGAUUACGAGGACGAGAUCACUCCGGAAUUGCCUAGAGCAAAAUCGCGAAAUUCAAUGCGAAGCCUCUCGAGGACCGGGACCAUGAGUGAACCCAGGUGCCAAAAAAAAGUCAGUACGAGGAGCCGCUCUCGUACAGGAAACCAGAGCGACUCUUGUGUAGACUUAGAUGAGAAUCAGGAUGAUAUUUGGAAAGGAUACAGCCAGGAUUUGAGUACUGAAGAGCCUGAAUCGCGAUCUUUUUCGAGACAGAGUCGUGGAAAGCGUCGGGGAAGGCCUCCAGGUCGAGCGAAGCGCACUCGAAGCAUUUCUCGGGAACGGAAGAAAAGGCGUGGUUAUUUCAGCAGCGAAUAUUCGCAAAUGCAGCGCCCGAUGAGGAAUUGCAUCACUGCAAGAAGUCGCUCUUGUUUAGGGGGCCAGAGCGAUUCUUAUUUUGACAUUGAGGCGAAUCAGGCGGAUAUUUGGAAAGGAUAUAGCAGGGAUUUGAAUGCUGAAGAGCCGGAAUCGCGAUCUCUUUCGAGACAGAGUCGUGGAAAGCGUCGGGGAAGACCUCCAGGUCGAGGAAGACGCACUCGAAGCAUUUCUCGUGAAAGGAAGGAACGGAGUGGUUACUUUGGCAGGGAAAGUCCGCAUAUGCAGCGUCCGGUGAGGAAUCGCAUCAAACCGAUAGACAAGGAUUUUGUUUAUGACAUGGGAGAUGAUGAUCCCUUUCACAGACAACUGCUGUCGUAUUCUCCUCCGAGAGAUAGCUCUGGAAGAAUAACGCCUGCGUUUAAUCAAUUUGUACAGAACAGAUUAAUUUCUCCAUAUGCUGUGACGAAAAGAUUGUUUGAUGAGACUGAUGACUUGGAAUUUAUUCGAGAGAUUCCAAGCCAGAGAAUGAAUGCGACUUCUGAUUUGGAAAGUGCUGAGCCAUAUUUUAAAGGUUUUCCGAAACGUGCGCCAAUCAUGAACGUUGAAUGAGUGAAUGAAUUUUGAUGAGUUUAAUUGUGAGAAAUUUAUUGUUGAAUUUAUAAUUUUAAAAAUGUAGUUAAAGUCUAGGUUGCAUUUUGAAUUUUAUUGCUGGUGUAAUGAGCAGGUCCCACUUUUUAGGUCUGUUUUAAUUUCCAUGAAUUCCGCAUGAAUAUUUAGAGGCUGACGUGAGAGAUUUCUACGACUUUUAGUUAUUGAAAUAGUUUUGAGAAUUUUGUAUGUUCUCAGUGAUAAGAUUUUUUUCAUUUUUUUUUGUUUUAAUUUAAGUAAAGUUUAAGUCGAUGAGAACUAUCAAACGUUUAUUAACUCAAAGAAUGCAAAUAUUUACGACUGUACAUAUGUUUUGCUUGUAUGUAAAUAUUUGAGAUGUCAGUUUAAGCUUGAGUGACUAAAAGUGUGGGCUGUGUACACUGUAAAACUGUAAAUGAUUUACUUUAUUAAAUUAUUGUUUCAUGUAUAAAAUCGAAAUUACAAAUUAAGUUGCACAGGAAGAUUAAGAUUCGUAAGGAAUUUGAAACUUGGUUAAAAUUAGUCUUCAAGUUUGAUUCUAACUUGUAUCUAUAACUUUUAUGUUCAAGAAAAAAUUUAUUUAUUUAAACUUGGAAGUAAAGUUAUGAUUAGCGACAAAAUGUUUGGGUUUCAAUCAUUAAAACGCAAAAUACAUUAACAGGUAAUUAAUGGUAUUGAAUAUUAAUUACUGUGCUAAACUAAGUUUUGUAAGAAAAAUUGAAAUACGUUUUUGUAAUAAAAUUUGUAAUAAACCUA
This is a messenger RNA of Belonocnema kinseyi, 4255 nucleotides long. RefSeq lists its product as uncharacterized. The coding region runs from base 119 to 3481 and encodes 1120 amino acids. NCBI's taxonomy places the organism in Eukaryota, Metazoa, Arthropoda, Insecta, Hymenoptera, Cynipidae. The transcript is spliced from 10 exons. The record is from RefSeq and is a predicted model, not a curated record.